This is a messenger RNA of Penicillium robsamsonii, 3024 nucleotides long. RefSeq lists its product as uncharacterized. Lineage: Eukaryota; Fungi; Ascomycota; Eurotiomycetes; Eurotiales; Aspergillaceae. The record is from RefSeq and is a predicted model, not a curated record. The transcript has 4 exons. The coding region runs from base 1 to 3024 and encodes 1007 amino acids.
AUGGAACCUUCUCAACGAGAUGUCCAGCCGGCGGCAUCCCCACUUACAUCUAACGGGGAGGGAUCUCCUUCGCCUGUAAAGGCAGCGCCGGCCCCCAAGCCCGGCAGAAAGCUGCCAGGAUGGCUGGAUCACUUCAAUGCCCGCGAUCUUAAGAUGCUGUUCCGUUGCUCGCUAGCUGCGUGGGUGGCGAUACUGUUGGUUUUCAUCAUGCCGUCCCUAAGCGUCAUUGGUACUGCGACUUUUUUUUCAGCUCUAGUACUCUUCAUGGUGCCUCCGACCGGCAUUGUUUUCCUUUUCCUUUUAGGAACUCUGACCCUCGUUAUUGGUAUGGCUUUGGGCUGGGGCUGGGGUGUCGUCGUCAUGAAGGCAGCUAUGGCAGCCAGACCGGCGGCCGAGACCCAGGCCAGGCUUCAAGCCCUUGGACAGGCCGCAUACAGCCAGGCCAAUGCCACCGGACGGCCAGUGGCAGCUGUCCAACAGGAGCUUGUCUACACUGGUUGGAUGCUUGACUCUCGUGUCACAGCUGUCUAUUAUUGCCUAAUCUGUUUGUUCAUCUAUUUAAUCUCUCGUCUUCGGGCUAUGAACCCCAAAUUGAUUCUUAUGCAGAUUUUCGCAAUCAUCAUAAUCGACGUUUCUUUGACUAUUGGCCCGCUGCUUCCAUCGUUCAGCGGUACUAUCCCUAAGGUUCUGAUUGAGCCUGCCGCUAUUGGAAUUGGGCUGGGCCUAGUCUCCCAUUUCAUCUUCUUCCCUCGAUCUACCUCCCAUGUCGUGCUUGGUGGCAUGGAGGGACUGGUGCGGCUACUUAAAGGGCCGCUGGAUGCUACGGAGAAUAGUCUUCUGAAAGGUGAAGACCUAGCUAUGGCAGAUUUGCAAAAGAUCAAGGUAAAGGCCAUUGCUGCUUACAAGGAGCUCAAGCCGGCACUCAGCUUUUUGCCAUUGGACUUUUCUGUCGGCUGGUGGGGUGCUGACGACAUCAAGACCAUGAAGAAACCAAUUCGCCAGGCUUUGAUAACUAGUUUGUCCCUUCUGGAAGUUCACAUCGCCCGCGUCGGGGGAUACACGAAGCUAGAAAGGUUGCACCAAUUCACUGUGGAUCGGGAUUCAGACUCCAAACCCCAAGCUAAUGGAAAUGAGAAAAAACGUCCACGAGAGGCUGGCAUGCGCCAGCUGAUGGAGAGUGUGAAUUUGGUACAAGCAUUGCGAAGCCCGGAACAUGAAUCUAUGCGAUCGGAAACUAUUGAGGUAUUGCGCGAGUCCAGCAAGGAUAUCAUCCCGGCGUGCCAGGAAGCUAUUGAGAUCGUUGCGGAAUCGCUUAAUACGGUUAACAAGCGUUGGUUCGGUCGCCCUUCCAAGGAACACCUCAAUCAGUUGCACGAGCGCAGUCAGACUGCGCUAGAAAAUCUUCAGGCCCUGCGCACCUCUUUUGCAACGGAAACCACUGAACGUUUGAUUGAGAAACAUGCGGAGAUCUUCGACGAAAAAGGCAUGCUCAAGGCCCUUGACGAAACUUCGUUGCCCAGAGUUCAAGGUAUUACUAUAGGAAUGGUCUUUGAGGAGCAGUUGCUUGGCGUCGUCGACGCGUGGGAGCGGGUCCUGGGACAGCUUGUCGCUCUCCUGAAGGAACGCCAGAAGAUCCGUCUGUGGUUACCCAACGGUUUGCGAUAUGCAGUCAACUGGUUUCGUCGCAAAAAUGCCGUGGCACCUGUGGUCGUGGCUCAGGACCCAGUCAUCGACCCCGACGUCGCAGAGACGCAGUCCAAAGCGGCACAGCACCAUCUUCGCAUCAGCAGAGGGUAUCGUGUCAAUAAAGGCAGCCGCUUUGCGCGCGCCGUCAUCGGCACCUAUCAUUGGUUCAUCAACCCGGAUGGCCUUUAUGCAAUGCGCAUGGUGGCUGUCACCAUCGCACUUUCUAUUCCUGCUGCGAUUCCUCACACUGCGGGUUUCUAUUACCGCGAGAAAGGCAUCUGGGCCCUCAUUAUGGGGCAGACCACACUGGUCAUAUACAUGGCCGAUUUCACUUUCUCCCUUCUUUGUCGAACCACUGGUACCAUUCUUGGUGGUCUCCUUGGCUUAGUUGCGUGGUAUAUCGGCUCAGGCCACGGCGAAGGUAAUCCGUACGGUCUUGCUGCUAUCAUGGCUGUUGUGGUCGUGAUUCUCAUGUGGGGACGUAUAUUCGCCCCUCCUGCCUUACUUCAAGCUAUGAUUAUGGCUGGUGCGACGUGCAUUCUGGUUAUUGGUUACAGCUUUGAGGAUACGCACAUCCCAACUUACGGCAAUCCUGGUUGGGGAUAUAGUGUUUUCUGGCGACGACUUGUGCUUGUUCUUAUCGGCUCUGCAGCAGCACUAAUCGUGCAGCUCUUCCCUCGCCCACCAUCUGCGUCGCGACACGUCUGCAAGUCCCUUUCAAAUGUCAUUCGCUCGCUGUCGGACCACUACGCGCUCCUCUUAUCCUGCUGGGGACAAGGGCGCGAAGAAGGUCUGGCUGCAGAGAAGCUGGCUCUUAACGUCGCCGAGAAUCUUGCCGGGCUGGACGGGCCUAUCGCGUUGCUGCGCUUUGAAUUUUCCAGUUCGCUAUUUGACAGCGACCGUCUCGGCCAGGUGCAAUCGCUGUGCCAAGAUCUCAACCAAAACAUCGCUCGCCUACUUUACCUAUCCGCUUCGCUGCCAGAACAGCUGCAAAGCCGCCUCGCUCGUCAGGCUGGUCUCCUGGACCAUCACAAUAUCGGCGACGUCAUGGCUGUUCUAGGCGUGGUUGAACAAUCACUCAAGACGGGUGACCCUCUACCCGAGGUGCUGCCAACGCCACUACUCAACCGUUGCCACCAUUUCUGGACGUCGCGCCAGGUGGAUAUUAUGCUAAGCAAGGACUUGAUUCGCGAUGAGAACUACCGUCGAUUCUGCGUUGCAGUCAGCGCAUACCUCAAGUUCCUGGCUGCAGUGGAUGACCUGGUACUCGUGAUGAAGGGUACAUUGGGCGAGUCGCACAUUGUCAGUCGCGACCUGUUGCAUGAGCAAUAUGUAUAA